UGGAGUGGGAAACUACCAACAAACUUAGCUGUUCCAUGUUCUUAUAAACUGAUUUGUUCCCAAUUCACCGUGUCAUCAUGCAUGAUGCAGUGUCAUCACGUUCUGCUAUUGGGUCUUCGUUUCACAUCAAAAUCAUCAUCUCGUUCAUUGACUGCAAAUAUGCUUUUCACCUCCACUUGUCCCGUUGGACUUAGGAGGGUCGGGAAGGAGACUGGAGCGAAUACAAAGGCACUGGUGUUACCACUGACUGUUUCAUGUUCAACUUUCCCUUUUCAGUACUUGGCCUAUGACACUCAGAUGAUUGUUGGUGGACGCAAGCAUGAGAUGAGUCCGGAAGAAUACAUCUUUGGUGCAUUGCAGCUCUAUAUGGAUGUUGUCUAUCUGUUCCUUAUAAUCCUCUCCUUGUUCGGUAACAAAGAAUAA
Messenger RNA from Echinostoma caproni, 423 nucleotides. The record is from the annotation of a GenBank genome assembly. Lineage: Eukaryota; Metazoa; Platyhelminthes; Trematoda; Plagiorchiida; Echinostomatidae.